GAUGGCCGAGACAAGCCGACGGUAAUCCGAAGAUGGGCCGACGCUGAAAAACCAGACCAAGGUGGAAAGAUUAACGACCGCAGCAUCGUCUAAUCACGACUUCCUGUAUUUUCAGUUGUUUGAAGAGAGAUAUAUCGCGGAAAUAAGCAGCUCUGGCGUAUUUGCAUUAGAGACGAGGACAGGAGAAGGAGGGCCAGGAGUGUUUAUCUUCUAGCUUUGACCACCCCCAGCCAUUAAAAGAGUCAUUAAACACUUACUGUCUUUUUCAUCCUAGGAGCAUGCAUACUUAUCAAGUUUACAAAGGGAAGUAAUCACAGGGUGAUCACACACAGGAGAGAACCCAAGACCAGAGGCUUUAGAUGAAAUUAAACCUGAUACACCCUGCAAAUGAAAAAAAUAAUCAUCUGGAAUUUAAAACAAUUUCACCACAAUCCUUUGACGUGUGCUUAGUAAAAGGACGCUCAUCGGUUUUUCCUUUUCUGGAAUACGGACGUGUGUGGACAUCACGCUAAGAGCCGAGACGCUGUUUCAGCAAAAGGAUUAUUUAUAUUCUUUGAGCCAUGGGACAAGUGUCCAACAGAACUUUGUCAUAACCUGUAUUUGCAUCCAUCACUAUGGAUCAGGAUGAGACGAACACAGAUAUUUGGGAGCCACCUGUACAUGGACUCCAUGGGCCAAACCGCAUGCGACCUUCAUCAUACCGGGCUCUGCGGAGCGCUGUGUCCAGCCUGGCACGAAUCGACGAUUUCUUCUGUGAGAAGAUCGGCUCUGGUUUCUUCUCUGAAGUUUUCAAGGUCCAGCACCGGAUCACAGGGCAGGUGAUGGCUUUGAAGAUGAACACGCUGGCCAGCAACAAAGCCAACAUGCUGAGAGAAGUGCAGCUAAUGAAUCGUCUCUGCCAUCCCAACAUCCUCAGAUUUUUAGGUGUGUGUGUCCAUGAAGGGCAGCUUCAUGCUCUCACUGAGUACAUCAAUGGGGGUAAUCUGGAGCAGCUACUGGACAGUGAUAUAUACUUAUCCUGGGCUGUGAGGAUAGGACUGUCCUUGGACAUUGCACGAGGACUACAGUACCUUCACAGCAAGGGGAUUUUUCACCGUGACCUUACUUCCAAGAACUGUUUAGUGCGCUGUGAGAAUGGCGUAUUCACUGGCGUGGUUGGAGACUUCGGUCUGGCAGAGAAAAUCCCUGAUUACAGUGAUGGAGUGGAGAAGCAGCCUCUAGCCGUGGUCGGUUCCCCUUAUUGGAUGGCUCCGGAAGUGCUGAGAGGAGAGCUUUACGAUGAAAAGGUGGAUGUUUUUGCGUACGGCAUCAUUCUGUGUGAGAUCAUUGCUCGGAUCGAGGCCGACCCAGACGUCCUACCUCGAACUGAGGAUUUUGGACUGGAUGUGGAAACCUUUGAGCAAAUGAUUGGAGACUGUCCAGCUGAUUUCCUUAGCCUGGCUGUUAACUGCUGCAAUAUGUGUGCAAAGAGUCGUCCUUCCUUUGCUGACAUUGUUGUGACCUUGGAGAGGAUGGAGAGGGAAAGGGAAAAGACCGAGGCACCUGUUAUUCUAGAACCCGUAGCCACUGAUGAGAGCCCAUACAGGAGGCGGAGUUCACCUUACCAGCUGGGCACCCAGCGCCUGGCACGGAGUCAGUCAGCCCUGUUGCCGCCUGCCUUGAGUCCAUGUGUGGGUACACCGGUGCGUCUCAACCCCUUCUCCCUACGCCAUGACCUCAAUGGUGGGAGAAUCAAACUCUUUGACACACCCAGUAAAUCACUUAUCUCCCUGACCUUCACUUUGCCCCCACGCCCUGAGCCUUCCUCCUCUCCACCACUUUGUGCAACUUCAAAACUUCGAGGCCCACCCCGCCGGUGCCAGUCCUUACCCUGCACUCCUGAUCUGGGUCGACCUUUGACCUCAUUCCAUGAGCUUGAAACUGAAAGCAUGGAGGAGAAAGAUGAAGAAAAAGAAGAGACAGAAAAGGUAGUCAGUGGCUCAGAUGAUCUUGGGCAGGACUCCGGCUUGGUGCUGGAUCUGGAGAUGGUGUCUUUGGAGAGGGUGGACGAAGAGGAUGAAGUAGAGGAGGAUGAAAAAGAAGGAGAAAUGGAGGGACUGUGCCGGGUUGAACCCAUGGACUGCAACAGCUCCCCUGAUGCAACAGAGGGUGCUCUGAGAUCAACAGCAAAACCUUUCCUUCAUGGUUCUUAUUCAUCCUCCUCUUCUGUCAGCCCGCAGCCUAAUGGCUGGACAGUACCUAUUUCAAAUGGACCUCCAUCCCUUCCACCCCUGCCUCGCCUGGACAAUAACAACAGCAUGCUGGGAGUCGGCCGGGUGCCUUGGGUGCGGCUCAGUGGAUACCGUGGUCAUCGUGCUCCUGUCCGCCUGGCUCCUCCUCCCGAACAGGAUGACAUCAUUUCCUGUCCGGGUUGUUGCCUGGUGGGCUUUAGCUUUCCAUCAUUGUGCCUGCGUGGAGCUCAGCCUCCUCGUCGAACUCCACCCCUCCGCCCAUACAGGAAUCUUAAUGGGGGAGAUGCAGCAGUUGGCAGCUCACACAGCGUAUUGAUGUGUCGAGGAGCAAAGGGCUUGGCUCCACCCACAAUGACACGAGAACCGGGUUUGCCACUUCCAGAGGCACAGACAUAGUUAGAGCAGCGCCCUCUAGAGCGCUAACGCAACACAGUGAACAUAUGCUAGCCUUGGCGCAGUGGCUGUGCCAAUAACCACUAUGGUUAGACUAUUACUGCUAAUGUGGUGUGAGGAUGUAAGAGAUGGAGUGUUGGGAUUUUAGGGUGUGUGUAUGAGUUUGUGUGUGUGAGAGAGAGAGAGGGAGAGGUGAGUGAGGUGAAGUAUUAUAGAAAAACAAAACAGAUGUACAGAAUGGAAAGUCUGUCUGUGAUAUUGUAGGAUACAAACUACAUUAUUUGUGAUGAAUUUGGAGAAGGUGCUAUCUUAACCACAUUAGACCUUUAGCUUCACAAGACACUGUGUUAACAGUCACCCUAAAACAGAUUGUGUGUGUGUGUGUGUGUAUGUGUGUGUGUGAGAGUGUGUGCAUGGGCGUGUGUGUCUUUUGUGAUGAAUUUGGACAGGUGCUAUUUUAGUCACAUUAGACCAUUUGCUUAAUAUACCACUGUUGUAAACUUUGCUCGAAAACAGAUUUUGUGUGUGUGUGUGUGUGUGUGUGUGAGAGAGAGAGAGAGAGAGAGAGAGAGAGAGAGAGAGAGAGAGUAUAAAUGUGAUGGCAAUUCAGUCUUAUUUAUUUAUUAAAAACACUUAUUCAAAGCUGAGGAUUAAAAGAUAUACUAGUGAAAGAUUGUGUGUGUGUGUGUGUGUGUGUGUGUGUGUGUGUGUGUGUGUGGGCAGGGGGGGUUAAAAGUUGUUUAUAUGUCUAGAAACAAUGUGCGCAUAAAGUCAAUAUUGAUUAGCAAAGCUGUACAUACCGGUUCAAUCUUUUUUAAAUGGAGAAUGCACCAUUUUUAAUCUGAUCGAAACAUUUGCUUGUCUUGUAAGUUCUGUCAUUUCUACUGUCACCCUCUAGUGACACAUUGAAAUCUUGCUGGUCAGGUUUUUGCUGCUUGUUAAAGUACUACUGUGUACGUGUAUUUACAGAUUUAAAACCAGAUCACACAGGAUAGACGAUUCAAAAAGUUUUCGCAAAACAAAAAUCUAUUUAAAAUCACAUGCAGGUUUAUGAGUGAAACCGUCAGCACAAGUCAUAAACUGAUAAAGAUUUUGUCAUGUUUUCAAGAUGGAAAUCUAUCGAAAUUGUAGAAAUCUGUAAAAAGAUACAUGUCCUGUGUGUUCUGGUUCACUCCCCAUCUGAUGUAACAGCAUGAUUUUGAACUCAACCUCAUAAAUCCAUCCAAAGAGUUCACUCCAGCUUGCGUAAAUCCACCUGCCUAUAAUGUGAGUGCUGAAAGCCAGUGCAUGCAGACUGUACAAAACACUACACUGUAACGUAAAAUAACUGCAUAGAACUUGAG
This is a messenger RNA of Tachysurus vachellii, 3967 nucleotides long. It is a transcript of the gene tesk1a, whose product is annotated as testis associated actin remodelling kinase 1a. The transcript is spliced from 11 exons. The record is from RefSeq and is a predicted model, not a curated record. The coding region runs from base 615 to 2627 and encodes 670 amino acids. Gene Ontology annotation, biological process: positive regulation of stress fiber assembly; protein phosphorylation; actin cytoskeleton organization. Gene Ontology annotation, cellular component: nucleus; cytoplasm. NCBI's taxonomy places the organism in Eukaryota, Metazoa, Chordata, Actinopteri, Siluriformes, Bagridae. Gene Ontology annotation, molecular function: protein serine/threonine kinase activity; ATP binding.